UUUGAGCCAUUUAUUAUGUAUAACGUAUUAGUCAAAACCUAUUAUAUCGCUUUUCUUUUCUUGUUUGCAGUGCCUCCUUGGUUAACUAGAAUUACAGAGAGAAUAAAUGAGAAAUCAGGGUUAUUUCCUUCAUCAAUUAAUCAUGUGCUUAUCAAUGAAUACCUUCAUAACCAAGGAAUAAUGCCGCAUCAAGAUGGACCAGCUUAUUAUCCUGUAGUGGCAAUUCUUUCUCUUGGAUCUCCUGUAGUUAUGGAUUUCACUCCACAUCCUAAUUUGAGCAGCAGUACACAUGGAAACGGUGUUGAUGACAAAAUUUCUGACCCGGGGGCUGCUGUGAUGAAUUCUGGUGAACAGCUGGAUAAUUGCCAUCCAUUUUCUAUCGUAUUGAUGCCUCGGAGUUUGUUGAUAUUCAAAGACUUGGUGUACUCAGACUACUUGCAUGGUAUAAAAGAUUCUGAGGUGCAGCGAUGUAACGAGGCUGUAAAUUUAACAAAUGCUCAAAAUCAUGGAGUGGUUCAGCAAUUAUCAGGUUCGGUGAAAGCACUUGAUAGUGAUGACACUGUCAUUUACAGGGCUAACACAAGAGUUUCUUUGACCUGUCGAGUAGUAACAAAGGUUUGUAAAAAUAUUUUUAAGUUCUAGCUUCAUACAGAAAUAAAACUAGUCAACAGACGCAACGCCAGGAUGAGUAGAUCACUGAGUCCAGGAGAAUUACAACCACCCUGCAGUUUUGUUGAAAACCUUAAUGAUUUAACAAUUUAAAUGUAACAUAGCUAGAUUAAUCCAUUUCAUCUAUGCAUAAUUGAUUGCCAUGUAUUUUAUGGGGCCGUCCUACUUGUUUCGUUGCAUUUGAGAACUUUUUGUAGGACUUGAUGUCUAAUGGUGUAUAGGGAAAUUUUAGGUUUAGUUA
Molecule: messenger RNA, 910 nt
Organism: Nicotiana tabacum (common tobacco)
Lineage: Eukaryota; Viridiplantae; Streptophyta; Magnoliopsida; Solanales; Solanaceae
Source: RefSeq, a predicted model, not a curated record